Messenger RNA from Chenopodium quinoa (quinoa), 1569 nucleotides. Its product is annotated as GDSL esterase/lipase At5g55050-like. Gene Ontology annotation, molecular function: hydrolase activity, acting on ester bonds. The transcript is spliced from 5 exons. The record is from RefSeq and is a predicted model, not a curated record. Lineage: Eukaryota; Viridiplantae; Streptophyta; Magnoliopsida; Caryophyllales; Amaranthaceae. Bases 159 to 1268 code for a protein of 369 amino acids.
AGCACUAAGAUGAGGUGAUGGAACAAAACAUAGGAUAUAAAUAUUUCAAUAUAUAUUCUGAACCCCAUCUCGCCUCAACUUUUUCAUUUUAAAUAUUCCACAAUUAAUAUUUUUCAGAACUUUUUUAUAUUUUUUUUUUUUUGAGGAAUUUGAGAAAUAUGGCAUCCUCACUAUACGUAGUAAAACAUAAUUUUAUACUAACAAUAAUGUUUUGUUUUAUGAUGAUUAUAAACUUCAAAUAUACAAGAGGUGAUCAACUAGCGCCAGCAUUGUUUGUGUUUGGAGAUUCAUUGGUUGAUGUUGGCAAUAAUAAUCAUCUUCCUUUCUCCAUUGCUAAAGCCAAUUUUCCUCAUAAUGGCAUUGAUUUUCCUACUCACAAGGCCACCGGAAGAUUCAGCAAUGGCAAAAAUGCCGCGGAUUUACUUGCUGAGAAAUUGGGGUUAGUGUCUCCACCACCAUACCUUACCUUGACACACACCAAAAGUAGCAACUUUUCAAGUGGAGUUAGCUUUGCAUCUGGAGGUGCUGGAAUCUUUGAUGGCACUGACCAACUUUACCGUCAAUCUAUACCUCUUACAAAGCAAGUAGAUUACUUUGGUAUAGUACAAGGGAAAAUAACGCAACAAUUGGGACAAAUUGAAGCACAAAAAAUAUUGUCGAAAUCAGUGUUUGCGAUCGUGAUUGGAAGUAAUGAUAUCUUCGGCUAUUUCGGUUCAUCCGCUUCUAGCCAGAACAAAGUCACCCCUCAACAAUACGUGGCUUCUAUGGUACUCGCUUUCAAAGGUCAAUUGAAGCGACUAUACGAUUUUGGAGGUCGAAAAUUUGUGAUAUUCGGGGUAGCAGCAGUAGGGUGUUGCCCAUCACAAAGAGACGGGAACAAAACUGAAGCUUGCAAUGAAGCAGCCAAUUUUGGGGCUUCCAAUUAUGACAAAGGACUCAUAUCAGCUCUUCAGGAUUACCAGACACAACUUAAAGGCUUCCAAUAUACUUACUUUGACACCUACGCCGUCUUCCUUAACCUCAUCCAACAACCGGCUAUUUAUGGAUUCAAGGAAGCAAAAGCAGCAUGUUGUGGAGGACUAGGAAAUUUACAUGCUAAACUAGCUUGUCUACCCAUCUCAACUUAUUGUUCCAACAGAAGUGACCAUGUUUUCUGGGACCUUUACCAUCCAACUGAAGCAGCCGAUCGAAUCAUCGUAGAUACGGCUUUCAAUGGUCCCCGAAAAUUUGCCUUUCCCAUUAAUGUGAAGCAGCUAGUUGCAGCUUAAGUAGUGUCAUGGUUAAGCUCUAAUCGUGUAGUACAUUCCAAUUCAAUAGUAUACAGUACGUCAUCAUGUUAAAUUAUUUUCACUGAGUAGAAGAGGGUAUUAAAUCAUUAAUUGCACAACAUCAUAUCUUACCCUUGAUUACUUGAUACAAAAAAGUUGUAUUUAGAGUGCUUAAGGAUUAAUCAAAAUGAAGAUAUAUACAUUAUUGCACCUUUUGUCCUAGGGUUUUGAAAAUAUUGUCAUGCAUGAAGAAGAUUAUACUCACUCUGUCUCUUUUCUAUGGUUACACUUUGACAUUCAA